UUCCGGGGCGGAUCGGAAGUUGCUUUGUUUUGCUUCAAGAUGGCUGCGGGGAUGUAUUUGGAACAUUAUCUGGACAGUAUCGAAAACCUCCCAUUUGAACUGCAAAGAAACUUUCAGCUCAUGAGGGACCUGGACCAAAGAACAGAGGACCUGAAGGCUGAAAUUGACAAGUUGGCCACUGAGUAUAUGAGUAGCGCCCGCAGCCUGAGCUCCGAGGAAAAAUUGGCCCUUCUCAAACAGAUCCAGGAAGCCUAUGGCAAGUGCAAGGAAUUUGGUGACGACAAGGUGCAGCUUGCCAUGCAGACCUAUGAGAUGGUGGACAAACACAUUCGGCGACUGGACACAGACCUGGCCCGUUUUGAGGCUGAUUUGAAGGAGAAGCAGAUUGAGUCAAGUGACUAUGACAGCUCUUCUAGCAAAGGCAAAAAGAAAGGCCGGACUCAAAAGGAGAAGAAAGCUGCCCGUGCUCGUUCCAAAGGGAAAAACUCAGAUGAGGAGGCUCCCAAGGCUGCCCAAAAGAAGUUAAAACUUGUGCGCACAAGUCCUGAGUAUGGGAUGCCCUCAGUGACCUUUGGCAGUGUUCACCCCUCUGAUGUGUUGGAUAUGCCUGUGGAUCCCAACGAACCCACCUAUUGCCUUUGUCACCAGGUCUCCUAUGGAGAGAUGAUUGGCUGUGACAACCCUGAUUGUUCCAUCGAGUGGUUCCACUUUGCCUGUGUGGGGCUGACGACCAAGCCUCGGGGGAAAUGGUUCUGCCCACGCUGCUCCCAGGAACGGAAGAAGAAAUAGAUAAGGGCCUUGGAUUCCCACACAGUUUCUUCCACGUCCCCGGCCCCGGGCUAGUGGGGAGAGGAAAGCCUGUGUUGGGGCCCAGGGGCUCAGGGAGAGCGGUUGGCGCAGUGUUGUCACCCCUUCUCCUUCCCUCUCCCCACUCCUGGUGCUGAGGCUGCAUCCAAACCCUGGUAGGGAGGGGUGCUGCAGCCGCUAACUGUUUGUGCUCUCAUUCAGCCUGCCCCCCUCAGAGGGAAGUGGUUAUGCCCACUGUCCUUUCGCCUCCAUGCCGAGGUUGGUGCUGUAUUUCCGAGGGAUGGUCCUCUUUACUCCCCUUGCUUUGUAUUUAAGGACUUGGGGCAGUAGCAUGGGGGCACUCCCCAGCCCUCCUAAUUCCCUCCCCCUGUGGGGGGCUGUGGUGUGAUCAGCUUUCUUUGUUCUCCUCCUGCUUUUUCCAUGGUAGGGGCGCCCCCAGAGCAUCUGGGCAGUGGCCUUAGUUGAAGGGGCACCCCUUCCUCUGUGCCAACAGGAUUCAUCCUGGCCUUGUGAAUGGGAGAGGGGGCAAGGUGGAAUGCAGAUCGCUCACAUGUAAAGGAAUUUGAGUAGGUGAAUAAAAGCUCUGCGUGUUGGUCUGCUGUGUUUACUGUAGACACUAUUUUAGUACAUGUGCUAAUUAAACUUUUUUUUGCAUCCUCCGGGUUGGACUAGAGGGGGGAGGAUGACAAUGUCAGAAGUAGAACGAGACAUAGAACCAGAAGUGGUACCCCUGCUCCAGAGUCCACAACUUCUCACCUUGGGGAGGACAAAGCUGGCUGGGGGGUGUGCCUCUAGGGCUUUCCAAAACUUUUUACAAUUAUGCAUCUUUUCUCCGUAAACCAUCUUUCACUUGAUUUCCAAUAAACAUG
Puma concolor (puma) is the source of this 1676-nucleotide messenger RNA. It is a transcript of the gene ING4, whose product is annotated as inhibitor of growth family member 4. The record is from RefSeq and is a predicted model, not a curated record. Lineage: Eukaryota; Metazoa; Chordata; Mammalia; Carnivora; Felidae. Gene Ontology annotation, biological process: regulation of DNA-templated transcription; positive regulation of apoptotic process. Gene Ontology annotation, cellular component: nucleus.